GGAGGCCCUUUCCGGAGGUCGGGCGAGGGCAGGAGUGAUCGCGGAGCCGCAGAUCUCUCACGCUCUGAUGCUGUUGUCUUCACAGUGGCCUGAGAGAGUCGCCCGGCUUUCCAGUUCUUCGCAAAGGGGCCUGGAGCCGUCUCAAAUGCCGCGAAACUGAAGAGCGAACGUCGGGGAUUAUGUCGAUUUUCCGAGGACCGGGGUUCGCAGCGCGGAACAGAGGACAAGGCUGGCUCCUCAGGGGUCCCGCCGGCAUUUGAUAUCUAGAGAUUCCCAGGAUUGCCCCGAUUGCCCUGGAUCAGCAACUUUCCUAUAUUUGCACCCUGUGUUUUUAAAGAAAAUAUUUUCUGUUCGCCGCCUUGGUCUUUUACCACUACUAAUACACCGAAGCAAAGACUUUAGUCUUUUCAUUGAAAGUAUGCUUUAUAUUUCUGCCAAAUGUGAUCUCUAAGUGAAAGUUUAUUUUGGUUUUGAAUGAAUCUGUGGAGCUUAUGUUGUAAGAAGAAAGGGGGAACGAGACACAAUGAAAGAGAAGUCCAAAAAUGCUGCCCGGACUAGGAGGGAGAAGGAAAACAGUGAGUUUUAUGAACUGGCUAAAUUACUGCCUUUGCCCUCGGCUAUCACUUCGCAGCUGGACAAAGCAUCCAUAAUCAGACUCACGACCAGCUAUCUCAAAAUGAGAGUAGUGUUCCCAGAAGGGCUCGGCGAGGCGUGGGGCCACUCGAGUCGGACCAGCCCCCUGGACAACGUUGGCCGAGAACUGGGCUCGCAUCUGCUCCAGACCCUGGAUGGUUUCAUCUUUGUGGUGGCCCCAGAUGGGAAGAUCAUGUACAUCUCGGAGACAGCCUCAGUCCACCUGGGUCUUUCUCAGGUAGAACUAACCGGGAAUAGCAUUUACGAAUACAUCCACCCGGCUGACCACGACGAGAUGACAGCGGUGCUCACGGCCCAUCAGCCCUACCACUCUCACUUUGUCCAGGAGUACGAGAUCGAGCGCUCCUUCUUCCUGAGGAUGAAGUGCGUCUUGGCCAAGAGAAACGCCGGCCUCACUUGCGGCGGCUACAAGGUCAUUCAUUGCAGCGGCUACCUGAAGAUCCGCCAGUACAGCCUGGACAUGUCCCCCUUCGAUGGCUGUUACCAAAAUGUGGGUCUGGUGGCCGUGGGCCACUCUCUGCCGCCCAGCGCCGUCACUGAGAUCAAGCUGCACAGCAACAUGUUCAUGUUCCGCGCCAGCCUGGACAUGAAGCUCAUCUUCCUGGACUCCAGAGUGGCAGAGCUGACGGGGUAUGAACCUCAGGACUUGAUUGAGAAGACGCUGUACCACCACGUGCACGGCUGCGACACCUUCCACCUGCGCUGCGCCCACCACCUGCUGCUGGUGAAGGGACAGGUGACCACCAAGUACUACAGGUUCCUGGCGAAACACGGAGGCUGGGUAUGGGUGCAGAGCUAUGCGACCAUCGUGCACAACAGCCGCUCGUCCAGGCCACACUGUAUCGUCAGCGUCAACUAUGUUCUUACGGACACGGAGUACAAAGGGCUACAGCUCUCCCUGGAUCAGAUCUCAGCCUCCAAACCAACCUUCUCAUAUGCCAGCAGCUCUACGCCUACCAUGCCUGACAGCAGGAAGGGGGCCAAGUCCAGACUCUCCAGUUCAAAGUCAAAAUCCAGGACUUCCCCAUAUCCUCAGUAUUCGGGAUUUCACACGGAAAGAUCGGAAUCUGAUCACGACAGCCAGUGGGGCGGAAGUCCCCUGACAGACACAGCCUCUCCGCAGCUGCUGGACCCCGCGGACAGGCCAGGCUCUCAGCACGACGCGUCCUGCGCCUACAGACAGUUCUCUGACCGCAGCGCUCUCUGCUACGGCUUUGCGCUCGACCCCUCCAGGCUGGUGGAGGAGAGGCAUUUCCACACCCAGGCCUGUGAGGGAGGCCGCUGCGAGGCCGGCAGGUACUUCCUGGGGACGCAGCAGGCGGGGAGGGAGCCCUGGUGGGGCUCUCGUGCGGCCCUGCCCCUGACCAAGGCCUCCCCAGAAAGCCGAGAAGCCUAUGAAAACAGCAUGCCUCACAUCGCCUCAGUCCACAGGAUCCACGGGCGAGGUCAUUGGGAUGAAGAUAGCGUGGUCAGUUCUCCAGACCCUGGGUCGGCCAGCGAAUCAGGUGAACGAUAUCGCACGGAGCCAUAUCAAAGUAGCCCACAUGAACCUAGCAAAAUUGAAACUCUGAUAAGAGCUACCCAGCAAAUGAUUAAAGAAGAAGAGAACAGACUGCAGCUAAGGAAAGCCCCUCCAGACCAACUGGCUUCCAUUAACGGAGCUGGGAAAAAACACUCCCUCUGUUUUGCAAACUACCAACAGGCCCCACCGACAGGCGAAGUCUGCCAUGGUUCCACCCUUGCCAACACUUCACCAUGUGACCACAUCCAGCAGAGAGAGGGGAAGAUGCUGAGCCCCCAUGAAAAUGACUAUGACAACAGCCCCACUGCACUGUCUCGGAUAAGUAGUCCCAAUUCAGAUCGCAUUUCAAAAUCCAGUUUGAUCCUAGCUAAAGACUAUCUCCAUUCGGAUAUGUCUCCUCAUCAGACGGCAGGAGACCAUCCUGCCGUCUCUCCAAACUGCUUUGGAUCUCACCGGCAGUAUUUUGAUAAGCAUGCUUACACAUUAACUGGAUAUGCCUUGGAGCACUUAUAUGACAGCGAAACCAUUAGAAACUAUUCCUUGGGCUGUAAUGGCUCACACUUUGAGGUAACUUCCCAUCUAAGGAUGCAGCCAGACCCAGCACAAGGACACAAGGGAACGUCUGUUAUAAUAACCAAUGGAAGCUGAUGUUUUUCUAAAAUAUUUUCUUCUUUAAAGAUCUCUGAAACAUAUUUAUAGUUAAUGCCCCAAUGACCAGCAUUUACUAUGCUACCGAUUAUUAGAGAGGGUAAUUUAAGUUACUGGGUGUUUGACAUGUGUUCCUUUGAAAUCAAAGAAAAUAGCACUAGCAUUCAAGGUUAUACACAGAUAAUGGAGCUAAAGUGAAUAUAAAAAUUUUCCCUCUAAUUAUAUGGGAACAGAAUAGAUAAAUUUUGAAUUGAAAAAUAAUUAUGUAGAUAAAGUGAGCAUGUGUACCACAUGAAAGGACUGAUGGAUGACAACAUCGUGCUGUGAAGAUCCAGUGAACCUCAUACACACAGACAGACCGCUAUCUACAAACUGUAAUGUACACUUUAUGUGCAGAAAUCUAGACUAUGUACCAUAAAUACGCCCUAAAUGGGUAACUUUCCUUAACAUUAGAACGUUAAAGAACAUUAAGAUUAUUAAAGAAAUUUUUCAUUCCCAAGCUAACUAAGAAAGAGAAAGAUAUAUCUUGUAUACUACUUUCUUGCAUCUCUAACCAGCUAGCUCAUUUGGUUCAGGUAUAAAUUAGGGAAGGUUAUGGGUAUGGUAUAAGAAUGGGUUUUCACGUGGUAUCCAUUAAAAGCAAUCAGGAAAUGGUGAUUUUUUACCUUAUGUUUGAGUUAGACAAGGAACAGGUUCACACUGACAUGUAAGUGAGGGCUUUUCUAAGUGAAAGUACUGAGAUGUUGGGACACACAUCAAAAACCUACAGUGUCCACUUGGAAAUAGUGAAGAUAGAAAGGCCGGAGGCAGAGCAAAAUGAAGUAAUAUCUCAAAACAAGUAAUUUAAGGUUCAGAAUAUGGAAUUAACAUAUUUGGGGCUCAUAAAACCAACCAAAUAAAAAAUUCAAACCAAUUCACUGAGGAAAAAAAGCUAAUAAGUUCAAAAACUAACAAAAACCUGUGAAGUGCUACAUGAUAGCAGUUAAGUGUUUGAAAACAUUUCAAAGCACAGAUGUGCAAAUGUGACAACAUGUGGAAAGCCUCAGGAGAGAGUCUAAGAUAAAAGCUUAGGCUGAUAGACAAGGAGGUUAAAAGGCAAGAAUAGUACUUUGACUGAAGGAACAGGCCAAGUACUCAUUUUCCUUAUUGUCUGCAAACAAGAAACAAUAAACUUGGUCUUAAGUUCAUGUGAAACAGUAGAAAGAUAAGCAGACUAGAUGCCAAGAUCUCUGGGUUCUGGUUUUGACCCUGCCUAUAACCUAUUUUGGGAACACAGAUGUAUCACUCACCAUGCCUGGGCCCCAGUUUCUUUAUCUGUAUGGCAGUUCUAAUGUUUUACUGUUCUGUGGUUCAGUGGUGCCGCAGAGCUGAACUUGUUAGUUAACUCUCUGCUGUGAGUUGUCAAGGCUGAUCAUUCUGGCUUUUCUGUACUCACAUAGGGUCUAGAUGCUUUGUAACUAAGCAGCUGCAUGGGCUCUUUUAGGGAUGUGUAGUGACAGACAACUUUCUAGUUCACCUAAUUGUGAAAAUGGUAGAGACUGAUGAGGGAGAAGAAAAAUAAGUAAGAUUCAUUUAAUACACUCUUCUCUAGUAAUCAAAGUGACAUAAGUGAUUAAAGAAGUUUCAUAGCUAAUAUUAUCUAGGAGUCCCAUGCCUGAAACUUGCCAUAUUCAGAAGGAAUGUAUUGGAAGAAAAUGACUUAUAAUUUUGAAGACACCAUGACAUUGAACACUCAGGGAUUACUAAUAUAUUUUCAUCAUAUAACACAGUUAUUUGGCAAUCCAUAGGUAGGUGACAAUCUGAAUGAUGAUAAUCUGAGAGAUGAAUACUGGGUUGUUUGUACAUGAGGAAAGUGGCUACAUAAAUAAAUAUGUCUUGGGUAUGACAGAACAACAUUGUGCUGUAAUUGGAAAAAGUGCGAGUAAGUGAGAAAGUUAGUGGUUAUAUAUACUUUCAAAAAAGUUCAAACAAUAAAAACUAAAUUUUGAACUCCAUAAGCAAAAACAUUUGUUAAUUUUGAGAAAAAUAUUUAUGAGAAGCCCUUGGAAUACUUAAAAUUAAUUUUUGAUCAUUUUGCAACAUGAAGUAAGGUUUUAGGAAUGCUAAAGGUUUUGCAGACUUCUGUAGAUGGAUAAAUGGUUCAAUGACACAAAUACCUGAGGAAUAUGGUAUGUUUUGGAAAGGAAAUCUAUACAGAUGGAUUUUAUUGAUAGAUAUACAUUCUACUGAAAAGAUCAGCGAUGCUAUGAAGGAAAUAAAAUCUUAGGAAAAUGAACUGAUAUGAACGAAAAGACUGUCAUUAAAAAAUAUUAGUGGAAUAUUUAUGUGGAGAAAAUCAAGGAAAGAAAUAUAAACUCUACAAAUAGGGGGUAAUCAGAAGGAAUCAUGCUCUUUAAAAUGGUAUGGCCAAUAUUUUUUAACGAGGGCAGAAUUAACUAAAUUACAUCUUAAAAAUUUUGAUAGAUUGACCUAGUUUUAAAUACAAGCCAUUUAUUUACUUUAUAUGUUAAAAAUUUUAUAGUAGCAUAUUUAUAUUACACAUAAUACCUUACAGACCCACAGUAUUAUAUAGCUCACGUUUUUUGCAACAUGGCAUGAUGAUUGCAAAAUGACCCAAGAUAAGUUGAGAUAGUUUAUGGCAAGAUAACUUUUUAAUAUACUGUACACAUAGACAUGUUAAAAUAUAGUUAUAAUCUACAUUAUUUUGUUCUGUGCAAGAACGUAUUGCUUCGUAAUGAAGAUCUAAUCUGUGUCUUUUUAAAUUAUGGGAUGUAAAAUAUGUAUGUUCCCAAUAACUUAAUCAGUUAAAAUUAAACUUAAAUUGGCUUUAGUGUUAAUCCUUGAUCUCCAUAACUUUGUUAAAUGCUGAGAAUCAUGAUACUUGAAUGAAAUAGAGAGAGAAGCAUGAUUUAUAUAUCACCUUGGGGAUUCAUAGGAAUGUGCUCUAUCCAAUUACUCUUACAAUAUGUAGCAAUUCAUUAGAUGAAACAAAGUUCAUGCUUUCUAGUAAUAGUAAGAAUAUCUUUACUGCCCAUUUUACCUGCCUGCCCUACCUAGUUUAAAAAUUUAGAUGACCAAAGAAAUAAAUGCAUAUUUCUCCUGCCUUUCUCUGGAAAAUUUUUGUUAAAACUAUUAUUGAUAAUAUACAGAUUUGACGAAUCAUUUUUGGAUGCAUGAUAUUACUGUUACAGCCACGACAGGUCAGGCACGCAGGUGUGCUUUGGCACCAUCCUUUGACAUACUGCGCUGGAUAUAAUGGACUAGCUUUUUAAACUAUAAUUGCCUGAUGUAGGAGAAUAUGGCACAGUGCUGAUAUGACAUUCAAAAUGAGACAGGAUGCAAUAAAUAAUUUGCCUUCAGUAAACCCACUUGUUCUUUCCUGAUUUUAUUUAAUGGAAUUAAGCUAUUUCCAUUGGAUAGUAUUCUUAAUUUUUUCUAUACCCUGCUGCCACAUGAUACCUCUGGGCAGAGAAUCCACUUAAAGUAAGCUUUAAUGAGAUCUCCUGGAAAAGGAUAAUAAGCUCCAUUUAAAAAAAUGGGGAAUGAAGAUUGAUUCAAUAAAAGGUCAUUUGGAAAAUAUGCAUAGAUAUUUUAAAAUUAGAAAAAGGCUUUCCCGACCAAGACCUAGACUGGCUAAAUUUGGUAGAAGACACUCCAGCUAAAGAGACAUUCUGAAUACAGGUGUGAUAUUUUCUAGCUCUUCCUCUCUCUAAUUUUACUGUUGACACUAUGACAGAUGUUCCCCAUUUCACCCCUUUGUCCCCCUUCUCCCUCUCUCUUUCAAGAGCAGGACAUUACCUAAGAUGUUCAGUGAAAUUCGAUUGCUACUAGAAGAACUUGGAAGUGACAGAGUGAAUGCUGAUACUUGGAAAACUGAGGGUGUGACCACUUUGGGGUCACUUACCUGGCCCAGUGGAUAGCUACAGCUGAAUAUACUCUCUUGAAAGUGUCUGAAUGCCCAGAUCUGACUCCCCAGUUCAUUCAAAUCACAGGACCUCAACAUUCAUCCUCUGGUUCUCUAAGUGGCUCCACUUUCAUGUAAAUGUCAGUUUUUUUCAAAUAGAAAUUUGACUCUAAAACAGCAAAAUCUAUUAGUUAGUUCUUACUGGGAAAGACGUUGUGGAUAAAACGUUCAUUAUCAUUUGAAAGUUUAAAUGAAUGACAGGACAGCUAUGAACAUAUGGAAAGGAUAUCUUACAUAGAAAACGUUCUUGGGGGAAGUUUCCGUGUGGUGCUCAUUUCUUGUGCACAAGAAUUGUACGGGUAGUGCUUAACUCAGAAAGUGAGAUUGUGCUCAGAUCCAAAUAGGGGUUUGUUCAGAGUUCCUUCUCUAACAUUGUAUGCAGAAAGGCUGUAUGUGUGUAGGCAUAUGCCUACACACAAACACACACAUGCCAUUGUGUAAAGCAAGAAACAAGAUUGUAUUCUGCUGUGCUCCUUAAAAACUGAUGGUUCACAUAAGAAAUCCUAAUUAAUAAUUUUAAACCAAACAUUUAUAGUUUUAAUUAUUGUAAUUUUGCUGCAUGGGGCUUUGCUUUCAUAAACCUAUAUAGUGGAAAAUUUGUCCUAAUUUGCUGAUCUGGAACACAUUUAAUCACAAUUGAAUUUAUACCCAACAACCCUGGUGUGUUUACAUUUCAAAAGAAAUGAAAUGGCGUGAAAAGUUUUUAGAAGUACUGUAACUUUUUUUUCUUUUUUCCCAAAGGGGACAAAUUUCAAAAAAAUGAAACAUAUGAGUAGGCACUUCAAAAAAGAUAAAAUAUUUUAUGUUUGUUUUUUGGCUGACAUGCUAUAAAGAGGAUUAUAUUUGUGAAAGAAGAUGCUGAUUGCCAAUAUUUCAAAUACCAUCUUGCAAUGUAAAGUUUUUGGUGACAUCGUAGUAUAAAUCUGUAAUUUGAACUUUUACUUUGGAAUGUAAAGUAGAAAACAUUAGCUAUGUCAAUGAUAUCUUGCAAAGUGUUCCCAUUUAUAAUUAUUUAUAUUGUAAAUAGCUUUCUGAA
Messenger RNA from Pteronotus mesoamericanus, 7824 nucleotides. RefSeq names its product SIM bHLH transcription factor 1 (gene SIM1). Gene Ontology annotation, biological process: regulation of transcription by RNA polymerase II. The transcript is spliced from 11 exons. Bases 524 to 2824 code for a protein of 766 amino acids. Lineage: Eukaryota; Metazoa; Chordata; Mammalia; Chiroptera; Mormoopidae. The record is from RefSeq and is a predicted model, not a curated record. Gene Ontology annotation, molecular function: RNA polymerase II transcription regulatory region sequence-specific DNA binding; DNA-binding transcription factor activity, RNA polymerase II-specific; protein dimerization activity.